CGGAAAUACUGGGGGACGCCGGGGAAGAGCACGAUGCCCCUCUACCGAUGAAUGAAGCCGAACCACUAACUUCAUUCAUUUUCGUUUCUUUCCAAACUCUGGACUCAUAUUCAGAUAUUGCAGGUGUGGAUGUCAGUUAGUUGCUGCAGGGUUGAACAAAGGUCUGUGGCUGCGCUGCGGCAUCGUGCCUGUAUCUGAGGAGCCAUGUCUGUGUCAGUGAUCAUCAAGUGGGGAGGACAGGAGUACUCCAUCAGCUCUCUCUCUGAGGAGGACACUGUGUUGGACCUGAAGCAGUCCAUCAAGAGCUUAACUGGAGUGUUGCCAGAGAGACAGAAACUAUUAGGAUUGAAGAUCAAAGGUAAACCUGCAGAGGAUGAAGUCAAGCUGGGUUCUUUAAAGCUAAAGCCUAACACUAAAAUUAUGAUGAUGGGUACCAGAGAAGAAAGCCUGGAAGAUGUUUUAGCUCCUCCCCCAGACAACGACGAUGUUGUAAAUGAUUUUGACAUUGAGGACGAGGUCAUAGAGGUGGAGAACAGAGAGGAGAAUCUUGCUAAAAUAGCUCGCAGAGUCAAAGACUAUAAAGUGGAAGAACUGAACCCUCCCAGAGAAGGCAAGAAGCUCCUGGUGUUGGAUGUGGAUUACACUCUGUUUGAUCACAAGUCGUGUGCAGAAACGGGUCACGAGCUGAUGAGACCAUACCUGCACGAGUUUCUCACGUCUGCCUAUGAGGACUACGACAUUGUCAUCUGGUCUGCUACAAGUAUGAAGUGGAUAGAGGCCAAGAUGAAAGAGCUGGGAGUGACGGACAACCCAAACUACAAGAUCACAUUUAUGUUGGACAGUGCAGCCAUGAUUACGGUACACACCCCGAAAAGAGGGGUGGUAGAGAUAUUUAUCAAAGAGGCAGCAGCACUGAGGAUCAAGAGUCAACUGUCUACCAACAAUUGGGCUCAAAACAACAACAACCCCGUGGUUCAGUUCUCCCAACACACAUCCACUGAAUUUAUCCAGCUCUCCAGACAACCUUGUCUGACUUGUACCAUUCAUUAACCUGUUACCUUGCAGUCACUAAAACGGUUUGGCUCAGAACUGAUGCGUCCCCUCCUCCUUAUAAAUCCACACAGUUUCCUUCGUCUGCACAUUUUGCCCCAAAUGUGUUCUUUAAAUUAAUUGCUGUGAACUGUGACAAACUGCAGACUGGCUACCGGCUCAUGAUAAAGAGUUUCUAACACACACAGUCAAGAUCACAGUGACCUGCAGACA
Messenger RNA from Cyprinodon variegatus (sheepshead minnow), 1263 nucleotides. RefSeq names its product ubiquitin like domain containing CTD phosphatase 1 (gene ublcp1). The record is from RefSeq and is a predicted model, not a curated record. The transcript has 9 exons. Gene Ontology annotation, molecular function: protein serine/threonine phosphatase activity; protein binding. The coding region runs from base 205 to 1050 and encodes 281 amino acids. NCBI's taxonomy places the organism in Eukaryota, Metazoa, Chordata, Actinopteri, Cyprinodontiformes, Cyprinodontidae. Gene Ontology annotation, biological process: protein dephosphorylation. Gene Ontology annotation, cellular component: nucleus.